AGCGGUUUCGUUAUUCAUAAUAAUGUCCACAUUUAUAAAAAGGAAUCUUAAAAACAAGGGUGCACGAAAGCGCAAACAGUCGACCGAUUCAGAUGAAGCAGAAGAAGCAGAGUCCUCUGUGGUGGUGGCGAGCGACAAGCGGAAGAAGGCCAAUCCGAACAUACAGAGCACUUCGGUUGUGCGACAAAAACAGAACCAUUCAGCUGGCGCGGAUGCUACCAACUCAAGCGAAGAUGAUGAGAGCGUCGUUGUGAGCUACAAGUCCAAGCGUUCCGCCCAGGCAGAAGGACCGCGCGAUCAGGGCGCUACCGCGGAGCUGGAGAUCGAAACCGAGAAAGAUCGGGACGCACAGGCCAUCUACCAGAAGAGCAUCGACAUCAACAAGGAGCAGGAAGGGAAGGAGGACGACAAAGUGUACCGUGGGUUGAACAAUUACACGCAGUUCUUCAAGAAGAAAGACAGUGCCCAGGGCAACGCAGCGUCGGGAAUGGUGCGGAAGGGGCCGAUUCGGGCGCCGGCCAACAUUCGCUCCACCGUGCGCUGGGACUAUCAGCCGGACAUCUGCAAGGACUACAAAGAGACGGGAUACUGUGGGUUUGGCGAUAGUUGCAAGUUUUUGCACGAUCGCAGCGAUUACAAGCACGGCUGGCAGCUGGAACAGGAAGGACCGACGGGCACGGGCAACACCUACGCGGCAGACGAUUCCGAUGGCGAUGACACCAAAUACGAGAUCCAUUCUGACGAAGAAGACUUGCCGUUCAAGUGUUUCAUUUGUCGUGAAAGUUUUGUCGAUCCGAUUAUUACAAAGUGUAAACAUUAUUUCUGCGAGCGUUGCGCUUUGACGCAGUACAAAAAAUCAUCCCGUUGCGCAAUCUGUGGCGUGCAGACGAACGGUGUCUUUAACCCGGCCAAGGAGCUAAUUGCUCGGUUGAAGACUAGAGAGAUGGAAGAGCAGAACUCGGACAGUGAUUAG
Molecule: messenger RNA, 973 nt
Organism: Anopheles cruzii
Lineage: Eukaryota; Metazoa; Arthropoda; Insecta; Diptera; Culicidae
Product: E3 ubiquitin-protein ligase RNF113A-like
Exons: 3
Coding region: 23-973 (316 amino acids)
Biological process (GO): snoRNA splicing
Cellular component (GO): U2-type spliceosomal complex
Molecular function (GO): metal ion binding
Source: RefSeq, a predicted model, not a curated record